UUAAAAUAUCUCCAGCGCAAACUGAAUUUGAUCGGCAGAUCCUGUUAGUCAUGUGUAAAAUCUCAAAAUUCACACUUGAUUUUAAAGAAUUAAGUGUUGCAAAGGGAUGAGAGGAUACAUGAGUGUUAAUGGCAUCUAAAGUAACCCCAAAACUCAUCACCUGCUUAAUCCUCCCUUCCUGCUUCCUCAUCCUCUUCUACUCCUCAUUCCUCCCUUUCAUCCCACAGUCCCCCUCUUCCAAAACCCCUAUUUUACCCUCUGCAGCAUGCAAUCUCUUCGAGGGGCGGUGGGUUCUCGAUCCCACUCGCAAACCAAUGUACGAUUCCACCUGCCCCUUCCACAGAAAUGCGUGGAAUUGCAUCAAGAAUCAGAGGGAUAACAUGGCCCGGAUCAAUUCCUGGAAAUGGAUGCCCCGUGGCUGCGAUCUGGACCGGGUCGACCCGGCCGGGUUCUUGGAUUUGAUGAGGAAUAAGAAUAUUGGGUUUGUUGGGGACUCUUUGAACGAGAACUUCUUGGUGUCGUUUCUGUGUGUGCUGAGGGUGGGUGAUCCUGGUGCUAAGAAAUGGAAGAGAAAGGGUGCUUGGAGAGGGGCUUAUUUCCCCAAAUUCAAUGUGACUGUGACCUAUCAUCGAGCUGUUUUGCUGGCCAGAUAUGAGUGGCAGACUAAACAGCCUGGGCUUUCUGGUCAAGAUGGAGUUAAAGGAAUAUAUCGAGUAGAUGUUGAUAUCCCGGCAAAUGACUGGGCUAACAUUUCUGAUUUCUACAAUGUUCUGGUCUUCAACACUGGUCACUGGUGGGGUCCCGAUAAAUUCCCAAAAGAGACUCCACUCGUAUUCUUCAGAAAUGGGCAGCCAAUACAUCCUUCUCUGGAACUGAUGGAUGGGCUGAAAGUUGUUGUCAAGAACAUGGUAGCUCAUAUUGAGAAAGCAUUCCCCAAGAAGGUGCUCAAGUUCUGGCGGCUGCAGUCACCACGGCAUUUUCAUGGCGGCGAUUGGAAUCAGAACGGAAGUUGCUUGUUCAAUGAGCCUCUAAAAGAAUCUGAGCUUGAUUUAUGGUUUGAUCCGGCUAACAACGGAACAAACAGAGAAGCUAGAAGAGUGAAUGAAGUGAUUAGGGAUAUGUUGAAGGGGACGAGCAUCAGACCCCUGGACUUGAGUCGUUUGAGCGAGUGGAGAGCCGAUGCUCACCCGGCAGUGUGGUUGGGGAAGAAGGAUGCAGUGGCCGUGUGGGGACAGGACUGCAUGCAUUGGUGCCUGCCUGGUGUUCCUGAUACUUGGCUUGAUAUCUUAGCACAACUCAUUACCUACAACGUUUGAUGCAAGAUUUCAAAGUUGGUUUUCACCUAUUAAUUUCAUUAUUGUAAAACCACUCAGUUAAAAUGCAACCACCAUUUUUACGUGCUCUAUGUAUCUUUGGUCUUUUUGAUGUUUUGCUAAGUGUCCUUCCUAUCUUCGUAGCAUAGAUUAAAUAAGAUCUCUGUAUACUAUCUCUGUCCAUUAUUAACAUAACUUUUUCUUUUUGUCCA
This is a messenger RNA of Salvia splendens (bonfire salvia), 1525 nucleotides long. Its product is annotated as protein trichome birefringence-like 12. Gene Ontology annotation, molecular function: O-acetyltransferase activity. Gene Ontology annotation, cellular component: Golgi apparatus. The transcript is spliced from 3 exons. Bases 129 to 1316 code for a protein of 395 amino acids. The record is from RefSeq and is a predicted model, not a curated record. Lineage: Eukaryota; Viridiplantae; Streptophyta; Magnoliopsida; Lamiales; Lamiaceae.